Cucumis sativus (cucumber) is the source of this 1901-nucleotide messenger RNA. RefSeq names its product putative E3 ubiquitin-protein ligase XBAT35. The transcript is spliced from 11 exons. The record is from RefSeq and is a predicted model, not a curated record. NCBI's taxonomy places the organism in Eukaryota, Viridiplantae, Streptophyta, Magnoliopsida, Cucurbitales, Cucurbitaceae. Gene Ontology annotation, molecular function: protein binding. Bases 296 to 1726 code for a protein of 476 amino acids.
UGAUUCUUCGGAAAAUCCCGGAACGACAUAUCGCACAAAACUCCGUUGAAAUUCAUUCUCAGAAACAGAGUAGGUGAGGGAUAACAUCAAGGUCUGGAUUUUUUUUUGACUUUUGUGUUUAAUAUUUGUUCGGAACUCUUAUCGGUUAAGAAAUUGGAAUCCGUCGGCUGGGAGUUUGAGGGUGCUCCCAUUAUUGCAGAGGGGUCUUGAAUUGAAUUUUCCAGGGACAUUUUUAUGCCAAAUCCUGGUUUUUUCUUUCAGACCUAUUGGAUUAGUUUUUGUCGGUUGGACUGAAAUGGGGCAACAACAAUCGAAAGAUGAACUGUUGUAUCAGCAAGUUAGCUAUGGCAACACAGAAGGGAUUAAAGCCCUUUGUCGAGACGGUGCAGGCCUUGAGUGGAUUGAUAAGGAGGCGAAAACUCCUUUGAUUGUGGCCUGCAUGAAUCCUGAGCUUCACAAUGUCGCCAGAACUUUGAUAGAACUUGGUGCUAAUGUUAAUGCGUAUAGGCCUGGGCGUCAUAAUGGCACUCCUUUACAUCAUGCAGCUAAAAGAGGUCUUGAAAACAAUGUCAAGUUACUUCUUUCUAAUGGAGCAAAUCCUUUGAUCAUGAAUGAUGAUUGUCAGAGUCCUCUUGAUGUUGCUAGAGCAAAAGGUCAUAGCAAUGUUGUUCGUACAAUCGAGAGUCAUAUAUGUUUGUUCUCGGGUUGGUUGCGGGAAUUCUAUGGACCAGGAUUUUUGGAACUAUUGGCUCCUCAACUGGUCUCAAGGAAAGUUUGGGCUGUUAUUUUACCAUGUGGGGCGCGGAACCUUUCAAAGCCUUUCAAAUUGGAGCUUGCAAUCUACACAAGUCUACAGGACGCUCAACCUCGUACUGUUGUUCAACUGUGGAAAGCCGAUUUGGAUCAGUCAAAGUUACAGCAUUCUGAUCCAUCAGUUAUGAUUGUGGACAACGCUGCAAUUCUCUCAAAGAGAGAGCGGAAAAGGCGUAACAACUCCCAACUUUCUACUGAAACUCGCUUGAAACUUGCAUCUGGCAAUGAAAAUGACAAGGAACAACUUCAGUGGUUUUGCAAUGCAUGCAAAGGAAUUACUUCGAUGAUGCACCCAACAUUUAUGAGUGGUAACCAUGGUCCGGGUGUGUCGGCAACUGCACCACCAGACUCAGAAGAUGUGGAGCUAGCCAUGGCCAUUAAUGCCUCCAUCCAGUCAGUUAUCCAUGGGAGACCACCCUUUCCUGAUCCCAAUCCAAGUUCUGAAGCAAGUACAUCUAGUAGCCAUACAGGUCCAGUUGGACAAACAACGCAUUCUACAAAAUUAGGCACUAAUGAAUCAGAAAUGAAUGAAGCUGGCCAGAGCAUCACUGCAAACGAACAUCCUCAAAUCCAGACUAAUGUCACCCCUCCAGAUGCGGUACCUUCAGCCCCAUUGGCAGCCGAUGAGAUUCUUGACAAUGGUGCAAUUCACUAUCCUUCAAUCGAUUCAAGUCCAAUUGACUUGUCAUCUCAAACUGCUCAUAACGCUCCCUUGCAAGCGGGUGAAGGAAAAGAUGAAAUGAGUUCUUCGUCCUGUGUCAUAUGCUUGGAUGCCCCUGUUCAAGGAGCCUGCAUUCCCUGUGGACAUAUGGCUGGGUGUAUGAAUUGCUUGACCGAAAUCAAAUCGAAGAAAUGGGGAUGUCCAGUUUGUCGCGCCAAGAUUGACCAGGUUGUCAGAUUGUAUGCUGUAUGAGUCCAGAACGGUGAAUAAUACUGUGAGUAAACUCUUUAAAUGUACAGAUCCUGUCGAUAUAAUUUUCAACAUAUAUAAAUCAAUGUGCUAUCUGAUUGUGUGGACACAAAAGUGGUAAUGUAAUUUAAAAACAAUUUAUCAAUAUCACUAGUUUUUGAUCAGGCAACCAUGCUUA